AUGAGGAUGAGACAUUUUUGCAGGAAGAUGUCGCUAUCCAGUGACAUUUCAAAACAACCACAGAUCAAGAUUGGUCACUAUGUGUUAAAUCAGACACUUGGUGUUGGCACUUUUGGGAAAGUCAAGGUAGGAACUCAUGAAGGCACGGGUUACAAAGUGGCUGUGAAAAUUCUGAAUCGACAAAAGAUUAAAACAUUGGAUGUUGUUGGCAAAAUACGUCGUGAAAUCCAAAAUUUGUCGCUUUUUCGACAUCCACAUAUCAUUCGUUUGUAUCAAGUAAUAAGCACACCCACAGAUAUUUUUAUGAUAAUGGAAUAUGUUGCGGGUGGUGAACUUUUCGAUUAUAUCGUCAAACAUGGAAGACUAAAGACUCCAGAAGCACGUCGUUUUUUCCAGCAGAUAAUUUCGGGUGUGGAUUACUGUCAUCGUCACAUGGUUGUACAUAGGGAUUUAAAGCCAGAGAACUUACUUUUGGAUGAUAAAAAUAAUGUAAAGAUAGCAGAUUUUGGUUUAUCGAACAUAAUGACAGAUGGGGAUUUUUUGCGAACAAGUUGCGGCAGUCCGAAUUACGCAGCACCUGAAGUAAUUUCAGGGAAAUUAUACGCAGGUCCCGAAGUAGACGUGUGGUCUUGUGGUGUUAUCUUAUAUGCUCUUCUCUGUGGUACUUUACCUUUUGAUGAUGAACAUGUGCCAUCCUUGUUUAGGAAAAUUAAAGCUGGCAUAUUUCCAAUUCCUGAUCAUUUGGAGAAGCAAGUGGUCAAUUUGUUAUUACAUAUGCUGCAAGUUGAUCCAAUGAAAAGAGCUACAAUUAAAGAUGUUAUACAGCACGACUGGUUUCAAAAAGAUCUGCCAGCUUAUUUGUUUCCACCGAUCAAUGAAAGUGAGGCUUCUAUUGUCGAUAUAGAAGCAGUAAAGGAGGUCACUAGGCGAUAUGGUGUACUGGAAGAGGAUGUAACGAAUGCCCUGUUGGGUGAUGAUCCACACCAUCAUUUGAGUAUUGCUUAUAACCUGAUUGUUGACAACAAGCGUAUUGCCGAUGAAACUGCAAAGCUAUCAAUUGAGGAAUUUUAUCAAGUCACGCCAAUAGGGAAAUUCCAAACGGCGGAUAUGUUUCACAGACAUCCAGAACGAAUAUCAGGAUCAAAUAAAAUUACUCCAUAUUUGGAGAAUAUUGGUGGUAGUGGUGAUUCGAUGUCCAACAGUCAACAUAGGUCGCAGUCGUCUUCUAAUGUAGCAGCUUCUCAGAAAUCUCCUCAUGUAAGACGAGCUAAAUGGCAUCUUGGAAUAAGAAGUCAGAGUCGACCAGAAGACAUAAUGUAUGAGGUGUUUAAAGCGAUGAAAUCGCUUGGUUUCGAGUGGAAGAUAUUUAAUCCUUAUCAUGUUGUUGUCCGAAAGAAACCUGAAUGCUCAACUCAUGAGCCUCCCAAGAUGAGCCUUCAACUGUACCAAGUGGACCAGAAAAGCUACCUCCUUGAUUUCAAAAGCCUUGUUGAUGAAGACACAGGCAGUGCAAGUUCUUCGCGUCAUGCAUCAGUUUCAAUGCCUGUGAAGCCUUCAUUAAGAACUGGCCGUGCUCAGUCAUUGCCAGUUCCAAUGGAAGUUGAUCAUUCACCUCUCCCUUCACCAGUAGUCAUUAAGCAGUCACAAACGAUGCAGUUCUUUGAAAUGUGCGCUUCAUUAAUUGGUACGCUAGCGCGUUGA
Brugia malayi is the source of this 1701-nucleotide messenger RNA. RefSeq lists its product as uncharacterized. The transcript has 15 exons. Gene Ontology annotation, cellular component: cytoplasm. Bases 1 to 1701 code for a protein of 566 amino acids. Gene Ontology annotation, molecular function: ATP binding; protein serine/threonine kinase activity. Lineage: Eukaryota; Metazoa; Nematoda; Chromadorea; Rhabditida; Onchocercidae. Gene Ontology annotation, biological process: intracellular signal transduction; protein phosphorylation. The record is from RefSeq and is a predicted model, not a curated record.